CAUUUUCUGACAAUCAUUAAAAAAACGCAAAACCAUCAAAAAUGUUUUUAUCUUCCCUCCUUGAAGAAAUCUUAGAGCAGAUCAAAUUUUUGGCUUCAAAAGCAAUUUUAAAUUAUGUAGGGUGUCAUUUGGCAAAAUUAGUAAUAAUAAAUCUAAAAAACAUUAGCAUAAUCUAAGAAAACGCGAUGGACUUCUCUACAACUACACACGUUGAAUAUCAAUGGCCAUUUCCAAAACCUGUAGUAGGAAAGCCAUGCGAGCCUCCGACGCCGUCAGCCGCGCCGACAGUGCGGCCUGCGCCCGUGGCCCCCUACUGUCAUUGUGACGCGCACUCCUACUCCCCACGAGUGGAGCAGUACAAGCAACUGCUGGAGAAGGAGCAGAAGCUGUGCCAUGACUACGAACAGCUCAGAAGACAGAUGGUGGACGUUACUAACGACAUACUGGACCACCCCUGUGAUGAUCUAGACAGUAAAAUGAUAACGAUGUACCAAGCCACGUUUAAAAAGAGAUCGUUCCCACAAACCGACUAUCGAACAAUCAUGGCGGCUGCCCAGUCCCCCGCGCCUAUUCCAAUGGAGAGUAAUCGCCUCGGCAUGUUGCGGUGCUACAAGGAUCCGACUCACUUCACUGACAAUCCUCCAGUGGUCAGACCGACGAUAAACCCUCCAGGCCCAGUUCACACGGGAGUUGCUCCGAAGUCCAUCCAGAUUUGGUUCACAGAUUUCCCCGGUCGGACAGAGUAUAUGGACACGUAUAGCGCUUCAGCGAAAGCGUGUAUCCGCUCGAUGCAGAGGUAUAAGGAACCUAUGCCGUCCACUCGUCGCCGUGCUGACGAUCCGUGUGUAUGAUUCUCAAGCAAUAGGGACGAUAUGUUAUGAAUAAAUAAGGGAAGAUAAA
Plodia interpunctella (Indianmeal moth) is the source of this 900-nucleotide messenger RNA. RefSeq lists its product as uncharacterized. The coding region runs from base 186 to 851 and encodes 221 amino acids. The transcript has 5 exons. The record is from RefSeq and is a predicted model, not a curated record. Lineage: Eukaryota; Metazoa; Arthropoda; Insecta; Lepidoptera; Pyralidae.